Messenger RNA from Adelges cooleyi (spruce gall adelgid), 368 nucleotides. RefSeq lists its product as uncharacterized. The transcript has 7 exons. The record is from RefSeq and is a predicted model, not a curated record. Lineage: Eukaryota; Metazoa; Arthropoda; Insecta; Hemiptera; Adelgidae. Bases 51 to 299 code for a protein of 82 amino acids.
CAGUUACUUCCAAAGGCAAACGACCGUCAUCUUUAUAGAUAUUGUCAAAAAUGCAUUUCUUGUGCACUGUUAUGUUGCUUGUGGCAAUUCUAACAUUAUUCUCAGCGGGAUCUGGGUCUGGAUCUGGGUCUGAGGACUAUUCUACACAGGCGACCCCGCCUGAAAGACCUUCUCAUACAGCACCAAAAUUGACGGGAUCUGGGUCUGGGCCUGGAUCUGGGUCUGGGAUAGAUGAAAGACCGGGGAAAACACCUGAAAAACAUUUACCAGCGCGUGAGUUGUUUUCAUUAUUUUACUAAAACAAAUUCAUCCAAAAAUCUUUCCUAAUCAUACACUAAGUAAUUUGAAAGAAUAAUAUUUUUGAACAA